Molecule: messenger RNA, 1723 nt
Organism: Olea europaea var. sylvestris
Lineage: Eukaryota; Viridiplantae; Streptophyta; Magnoliopsida; Lamiales; Oleaceae
Product: probable magnesium transporter NIPA6
Exons: 9
Coding region: 375-1406 (343 amino acids)
Biological process (GO): magnesium ion transport
Cellular component (GO): membrane
Molecular function (GO): magnesium ion transmembrane transporter activity
Source: RefSeq, a predicted model, not a curated record
ACAAAUUGGUAAGUCAUAUUAUAUUGGAGGAAUAUACUUUACAAGAAAUUCCCUUCCCUCCAAUUCCAAAUCCCCUAAGCAGCUCCACUCAACACCGCAUGAAGCAUAGCCACUUAAAUACUGCAACCUAUACAUACGUAAUUAAUGAUAUAUUUUCGCCAAUUUCUUGAACUCCAGGGUUUCAAAUUUUCCAUAAAUUUACACAUAGACAAUUAUAUUUGCAUAUUUUUUUGUUUGUGAUUUAAGAAUUUAGUAUAAAUUUAGCUGCAGAUGAUAAUUGAAUUUUCCUUGAUAUCAAUCAUAAAUUAUUAUCGGAGCAAAAAUUAGAGGAUUUGCUAUUGUUUGGAUCGGGGCGGGGCGGGGCGGGGUGGGUCAUGCAUACAGACAAUUUGAUAGGGUUUGGGUUGGCGGUCGGGUCGAGUGCUUUCAUUGGAUCCAGUUUCAUCAUCAAGAAGAAGGGUCUACAGAGAGCCGGUGCAUCUGGCUCUCGAGCCAGUUCAGGGGGAUAUAGGUAUUUGCUGGAGCCACUUUGGUGGAUUGGCAUGGUGACUAUGAUUGUAGGAGAAUUUGCCAACUUUGUAGCCUACAUUUAUGCUCCUGCCGUUCUUGUUACACCUCUUGGAGCAUUAAGUAUAAUUGUCAGUGCCGUUUUAGCUCAUCUCUUAUUGAAAGAAAAAUUGCAGAAGUUAGGAAUAUUGGGAUGCAUUUUAUGCAUAGUGGGUUCUACCAUAAUUGUGCUUCAUGCACCUGCUGAACGUAGUCUUAGUUCCGUGGAAGAAAUCUGGAAGUUAGCAUUACAGCCAGCUUUUCUUUUGUAUACAGCCUCAGCAGUGGCACUGGUAUGGGUACUAGUGUUGUAUUGUGAACCACGCUAUGGGCAGACGAAUAUAAUGGUUUAUAUUGGCGUUUGUUCUGUAAUCGGAUCCUUAACGGUUAUGAGCAUUAAAGCAGUAGGUAUUGCUAUAAGACUCACGAUAGAGGGUUCAAGCCAGGUAGCCCACUUCCAAACGUGGGUGUUUGUCAUGGUUGCAGCUAGUUGUAUAAUCACACAAUUGAACUACUUAAACAAGGCUUUGGACACAUUUAACACUGCUGUAGUUUCUCCAAUCUAUUAUGCCAUGUUCACAUCGCUUACAAUUUUUGCCAGUGCCAUAAUGUUCAAGGAUUGGGCUGGUCAGAGUGCUAGCAGCAUUGUUUCGGUUCUCUGUGGAUUUAUUACUGUACUUUCGGGUAAAAUGGUUUUGCACAGUACAAGAGAUCCAGAAAACACAGCAGCUGCAGAUUAUUCAGCACUACCUCAAAUAUCAUGGCGGGUCCAUGCAAAUGGCGAAAUAUGGAAACAAAAAGACAAUGAUGAAUUGCACCCUGAAUUUGUGGCAAUUAUUCGGCAAGAACAUUUCAAGUAACGUAACAGAACUUGGACGAUCUUGUCACUCAAAGCUAUCUUCUAAAUGUUGUCUUCCAAGAUUCUUGAUCGCGAACUUUAGGUUGAUCUGCCGUUUGAGGAUUGUAUCUUUACUGAAUUUCAAAGGGAUUUAUUUAUUUAUUUUUUCCACGGCCCAGGCUUGAUUAGCAUAAGUAUGCAGUAGUUUCUAAUAAUAUUAAGUAAUUUUUUGUGCUUGUAUUAACUCUAAAGAUAGAACCACAUUGUAUUUUUAUGCCACUGAAAUGUCUACUCUUUACAAAAAGAUGAAAUGAAGAAAUUUCCCAUUUUGUAUUUUGA